This is a messenger RNA of Zerene cesonia (dogface butterfly), 1510 nucleotides long. RefSeq names its product homogentisate 1,2-dioxygenase-like. Gene Ontology annotation, biological process: L-phenylalanine catabolic process. NCBI's taxonomy places the organism in Eukaryota, Metazoa, Arthropoda, Insecta, Lepidoptera, Pieridae. The coding region runs from base 121 to 1437 and encodes 438 amino acids. Gene Ontology annotation, cellular component: cytoplasm. The transcript has 10 exons. The record is from RefSeq and is a predicted model, not a curated record. Gene Ontology annotation, molecular function: homogentisate 1,2-dioxygenase activity.
UUGUUUUGAACUCAAACCUGUUAUCACACCAACCGGACUGAUUAGCAUACUAGCAAAGGUUUUUAUUAUUCAGCUUAAAUCACACCAUUCUCGCAUUAUCUUUUACGCGAGCUUGACAAAAUGUCGGGAUUAAAGUAUCUAUCCGGCUUCGGUUCGGAGUUUGCAAGUGAAGAUCCUCGAAGGCCAGGAGCAUUGCCGGAAGGUCAGAACAGUCCACAAAAGUGUGCGUAUGGACUGUAUGCUGAACAACUCUCCGGGAGUGCUUUCACCGCUCCGAGACAUGACAACAAGAGGUCGUGGUUAUAUAGAAUUCGUCCUUCAGUAGUCCAUAAGCCAUUCGCACGCUCCAGUGUUGCUAAGUAUCUCACACACAAUUGGGAUGAAGUGGAAGCUGAUCCUAAUCAGUUGCGUUGGAUGCCAUUCGACAUUCCAUCUGAAGGGAAUGUAGACUUUGUAGCUGGACUACACACGGUGUGCGGAGCUGGAGAAGCGCGAUCUCGACACGGCAUUGCUAUUCAUAUGUAUCUUUGCAAUGCCUCUAUGGACAAAAGCGCCUUUUACAGCAGCGAUGGAGAUUUACUUAUUGUGCCACAACAAGGAGUUUUACAGAUAACUACUGAAUUUGGAAAAAUGGAGGUUGCACCUAAUGAGAUUGCAGUGAUCCAACUUGGAAUGAGAUUUGUAGUAGCAGUUGAUGGACCUACGAGAGGUUAUAUACUAGAAGUAUUUGAUGGUCAUUUCAAACUACCAGACCUUGGACCUAUCGGCGCGAAUGGUCUGGCAAAUCCCCGUGACUUCCUUACACCUGUGGCUUGUUAUCAUGACGAAGAAAUUCCUGGAUUUAAAAUAAUAAGCAAAUAUCAAGGACGGCUGUUUGAAGCUGAGCAAAACCACUCUCCGUUCGAUGUGGUGGCCUGGCACGGCAACUACGUGCCAUACAAAUAUGACCUGAGCAAGUUUAUGGUCAUCAAUUCUGUUUCAUUUGACCACUGUGAUCCUUCGAUUUUUACCGUGUUAACAUGUCAGUCAACCAAGCCAGGCGUGGCAAUUGCAGAUUUUGUGAUUUUCCCGCCUAGGUGGUCCGUUCAAGAAAAUACAUUUAGACCUCCAUACUAUCACAGGAACUGUAUGAGCGAGUUUAUGGGUCUCAUCCUGGGAUCAUAUGAGGCUAAAGAAGGUGGUUUCUCCCCGGGAGGUGCUUCACUGCACUCUAUGAUGACACCACACGGUCCUGACGCACAAUGUUUCCAAGCAGCUUCUUCUGCUGAAUUAGUACCGCAAAAGAUUGCUGUUGGCACUCAGGCUUUCAUGUUUGAGUCGUCACUAAGCAUGGCCGUAACAAAAUGGGGUUUGGAAACUUGCCAGAAAUUGGAUGCAAAAUAUCAUCAAUGCUGGCAAAAUCUUCCGAAAUUAUUUUCCGAUAAAAUUACUGUCUAGUUUGUACUUAUUCUUUUAGGUACUUAUAUUUUCUAGUCUUUUAAUAAAAUACAGAAUACGCUCAAUUGUUUUU